AUGGAGAUCCAUCCGCGUAAAAUAUUCGACCGACGCCCGUUACAUUGGCGUUUCAAGCCGAUGCCGGAGACCGCGUUCGUGGUUCCGACCGUCAUUGAGGAUCUGAAAUACCGAUGGAGCCCCGAGGAGGUUGUGAGAUGCACCGCCAGUGCUCCGGAAUUGCAGAACGCCAUUGCGGCAUGUGGGGAUUAUGGAAUUAGCGGUGGUGCUUGUGGGAGUAUAUUUGCGGGAAGGACACAGGUUGUUCCGGGGGAAGCUGAUCAGUUCUGUGCAAUCGCGGCGAGGGAAACGGGCUGUGCGGUUCUCACGGGCGACUCCGAUCUGCUCGUGCAUGACCUUGGCGCGGAAGGCUCAGUGAUAUUUAUCGAUUCAAUUGAGACGGGUGACCCGCUGCCGAAUUACAAGCCGGCCGGCGCCGGCGCCGGCCCCGGCCCCGGGCCGGAUAUUGCAAGUAUUUUCAGCAUACGGGCAACGCAAGUACGCCCAGCGACAGUCGCCAAGAAACUGGGUGUGCCCAGCUUCCAGCGCCUAGCCUACGAACUGAACAGGGAUUCGCACGCAUCGUUUCCAACAAUCAUCCAGCGCGCCAAGGGCAGCGACAGCCUGGGCAUCGUUGCGAAAAGCGCCAAUUACAUCGCGUUUAUGAAGGAGUAUGAUCUCGGUGGCCAUGCGGCCGCGGAUUCCUGUGCGUGGAUUUCCAACACUCUCACUGCGAUUGCGGACCCGCGACUCUCUGAGCUGUAUGCUCAAUAUGAAUUACCGGCGUUCGCCGUGCCUGGGGAGGCGGCAAAUGUCUAUCUCCACGACUUGAUUGAGCACCAUGACCGACGCACGGCGUGGACGCAGGGAAGCGAAUUCCGGCUGAUCGCCUACUCACUAUUGAACCAGAGGUAUGCUACGGGUGGUGCUCAGGGGCGGCGGAAAGAGGCUGUGAUUGAGCAUAUGCGCAAGGGGCAGCGGAUAGCGCCUGUCCUUUUUGCUCUUCUGGGACGCAGGGAGGUGGAGGAAAGACUGGAAGCUUUUCUGCAGCAGGUUAAUCUGUUUGUCUCGGCCGUUUAUAAUGACGACGCUGGUGGUGGUGGUGGUGGUGAUGGCGAUGAUGGCAAUGGCGUUUGUGGCGGGAGUGCACGCGACCCCACUGCCUUAUGGAGGGCGUUUGCGCUCUACGAUAUCCUCGCCCGCAUGGCACCCGACGAGAGACCGAGCGUGGGACAGCUGCGCAGGUUCUUGGAACGCGGGUAUUGUGGGGAGAAGCUGGAGUGGGACGAUAUCCACCUCCACGCGCAGAGGAAGGCGGUGCUGUACUCGUUGCGCAUGCUGAAGGAUGUCCUCGCUGCGAGCGGAGAGAUGCCUGAACCAAUGCUGGACGAGGGGUUGGCUGCGUUGAUAUCUGAAGCGACGGGGCUGUUGGGAGAUCUGCCGUGGUUGCGCGAUUGUCACCAGCGCACUUGUGGGAUUGGGGGGGAUGAGGGCGGGGAGGGGCCGCGCAGGGUGGUCGAGGGGUUGGUUUUGCUUCUCAAGGAAGAAGGGGAGGGAGAGGGGGGGCAAGAGCUGGGUGGAAGCCUGGUUGAAGGACCUGGCUUGUUGGGUGCGUCUUCUCACCACCAGGGUGAUCGUGGACAGCUCAAUAAUGCGUCUACGGCUGGAGCGGGGGAGGGAUGGAUCGGCGCGUCCAAAUUGCCGAGUAGUAGGAAAGGGAAGAAGAGGAGGAGGAGGACGGCGAGCAAGGGUGCGGCUCACGAGAAAGCACCAACUACCGCGAAACAUGCGAUGAACAUCUAUGAUAUUCUCCGACAGGUUGAUUGA
This is a messenger RNA of Histoplasma mississippiense, 1806 nucleotides long. RefSeq lists its product with no specific name. Lineage: Eukaryota; Fungi; Ascomycota; Eurotiomycetes; Onygenales; Ajellomycetaceae. The record is from RefSeq and is a predicted model, not a curated record. The transcript has a single exon. The coding region runs from base 1 to 1806 and encodes 601 amino acids.